Messenger RNA from Camelina sativa (false flax), 2293 nucleotides. The record is from RefSeq and is a predicted model, not a curated record. NCBI's taxonomy places the organism in Eukaryota, Viridiplantae, Streptophyta, Magnoliopsida, Brassicales, Brassicaceae.
UCUUCGUCGCACUCUCAUUCCUGAUUCUUCUUCUUUUACAGUCUCUCUCUCUCUCUCUCUCUCUCUCUCUCUCUCUCUCUCUUCCCGAGCUUCAAAGCGGUGAUGUUCCUAUGUUUACAUCAUAAACCAUCAAUUGGGUAUUGCAAAACUUAGGCUAAAGUGAAGAACUUUAGUCUGCUGCUGUUACUGUUCUUUUGUCGGCAUGAGAGGAACCUUUCUGAUUAGAUCAAGGCUAUUGAUUUUUAGGGCUCCUGCUGGUAAUUGUUUAAGAUCUAGUCAUGUCUUGCUUAAUCCUAGCGAUACAUGUAUCGCUCGACCGCAUUUGUAUCCUCCACCCAUAGCUUGUAUGCUUUCUUUGAGUCUCUGUUCUAUGUUCUCUACUUCCAAAGUUGAUUCAGAGCAAGUAGGAUUUAAUCAGAAUGAUGAAAGUGAAGAAGAGACCGACCUCGAUCUUGGUUGUAUAAUAAGUGAUGAUGUUAAAGUGAUUGUGAAGCUGUUGAAAGAUUGUGGGAGUGACAGGAAGGAACUGAGGAACAAGCUUGAGGAAUGUGAUGUGAAGCCUUCGAAUGAAUCAGUGGUGGAGGUUCUUUCUCAAGUUCGUAAUGAUUGGGAAACUGCUUUUACUUUCUUUGUUUGGGCAGGGAAGCAACAAGGUUAUGUUCGUUCUGUUCGUGAGUAUCACUCUAUGAUCUCUAUUCUUGGUAAAAUGAGGAAGUUUGAUACAGCUUGGACAUUGAUUGAUGAGAUGAGAAAGCUUACUCCUUCUCUUGUUAACUCACAGACGCUUUUGAUCAUGAUUAGGAAGUAUUGUGCUGUACAUGAUGUUGGUAAAGCCAUUAACACUUUCCACGCCUACAAAAGGUUUAAACUUUAUAUGGGGAUUGAUGAUUUUCAGAGUUUGCUUUCUGCUCUUUGUAGAUACAAGAACGUUUCAGAUGCUGAGCAUUUGAUCUUCUGUAAUAAGAAUACGUAUCCGUUUGACGUUAAAAGCUUCAACAUUGUUCUGAAUGGAUGGUGUAACGUGAUUGGUAGCCCACGGGAGUCUGAACGAGUCUGGUUGGAGAUGGGAAAUGUUGGAGUUAAACACGAUGUCGUGUCUUAUUCGUGCAUGAUAUCUUGCUACUCGAAAGGUGGAAGCUUGAAUAAGGUUCUCAGACUGUUCGAUCGGAUGAAGAAAGAGGGUAUUGAGCGAGACAGAAAAGUUUACAACGCUGUGGUUCACUCUCUUGCCAAAGCUAGGUUUGUCUCCGAGGCUAGGAGUUUGAUGAAGAAAAUGGAAGAGGAGAAUGGGAUGGAGCCAAAUGUUGUUACUUACAACUCUCUCAUCAAACCUCUUUGCAAGGCUAGAAAAACCGAAGAGGCUAAACAGGUUUUUGAUGAGAUGUUGGAGAAAGGACUCUUGCCAACAAUCCGCACGUACCAUGCUUUUAUGCGGAUUCUAAGAACAGGAGAAGAGGUUUUUGAGCUGUUAGCUAAGAUGAGAAAGAUGGGUUGUGAACCAACUGUGGAUACGUACAUAAUGUUGAUCCGUAAGUUAUGUCGGUGGCGAGAUUUCGAUAGUGUGUUAUUGUUGUGGGAUGAGAUGAAGGAGAAAGGGGUUGGUCCGGACCUUAGCUCAUACAUUGUGAUGAUACAUGGACUGUUCUUGAAUGGUAAAAUAGAAGAAGCGUAUGGGUUCUAUAAAGAGAUGAAGGAAAAGGGUAUGAGACCAAAUGAACAUGUUGAAGAUAUGAUUCAAAGCUGGUUUUCAGGAAAACAGUAUGCGGAGCAGCGGGUAACAGAUUCGAAAGGGAAUGUAUCGGUUCUUGAUAAAGAAGAUAUUGUGAAAAAAUCUGAAAGAGAAGAGAACUUUCUAAAGCAGCCUGAGGUGAGAAGGGUUGUGAGAGGACAUGGAUAUUCGUAUUGGGAUGAAUAGAAAGCUAUAGAGAGAGAAAUCUUGAAGCAGCAGUUAAGAGUCAAGAAGAAUCAUAGGUAGGAACCAUCUUGAAGAGCUUUGACCAGAUUAGCUAGUUCUGGUAUGUUUUAUCAUAACAGGUUGAUUUUGCUUUAAGGAGAACCAUCUUGCUUUUGACAAAGUUAGCUAGUUCUGGUUAGGUUUGAUCAUAACAGGUUAAUUUUGCUUUGCGAAGAGACAUAGUUAGUGUUCCAUGAGGAAUUAAUUCUGAAGAGAGGAGAUUAAAGUGUUUAAAAUUGUAUUUAUAUUUUUGAAGAAGAAGAAUCUCUCCUUUGAAUCUGUUUAUGUAGAUACAAACCAAGACCGUAACAAUGUAUGUGGCUAGAAUAUUUACAACCA